Messenger RNA from Kalmanozyma brasiliensis GHG001, 1548 nucleotides. RefSeq names its product Hexokinase, N-terminal. Lineage: Eukaryota; Fungi; Basidiomycota; Ustilaginomycetes; Ustilaginales. Gene Ontology annotation, biological process: intracellular glucose homeostasis; glucose 6-phosphate metabolic process; glycolytic process. The record is from RefSeq and is a predicted model, not a curated record. Gene Ontology annotation, cellular component: mitochondrion; cytosol. The transcript is spliced from 2 exons. Gene Ontology annotation, molecular function: fructokinase activity; glucokinase activity; D-glucose binding. Bases 1 to 1548 code for a protein of 515 amino acids.
AUGUCAUUCUCUUCGGACAAGAACCCCAGCCGUCGAGGCUCCAUCUCACUCGCCAGCAAGCGUCGUGGCUCUGGCACCGAAAAACUCGAGACCCAUAUCUCAUCCUGGCACACGAGCUCCCACAAGCAUGAGGACAACCCGCAUGCGCGCGAGGAGGAGCUCAACAAGGCCUACGAGCGCUUUGAGAAGAUCUUCACCAUCACCCCUCAGCGUCUGCGCAUGAUCACCGACCGCUUUGUGGGCGUGCUCGAGGAGGGUCUUCAGAAAGAUGGCCAGACCGUACCCAUGCUUCCCGCCUACGUCUUUGGCUGGCCCACUGGAGACGAACAGGGAUCUUACCUCGCCCUCGACCUCGGAGGCACCAACCUGCGUGUCUGCCACGUCGUGCUCAAGGGCGCUGGAAAGUUCGAGAUCACCCAGUCCAAGUUCCGUCUCACCGAGGAGCAGAAGCAGACCGAGGGCCAGAAGCUCUUUGACUUUUGCGCCGACUGUCUGGCCACCUUCAUCAAGGACCACUUUGGCGACCAGAAUGGCGAUGUGAUUCUCGAGGAGGAGCUCGCUCUCGGUUUCACGUUCAGCUACCCCAUGGAGCAAGACAAGAUCGACCACGGCAAGCUGGUCCGAUGGACCAAGGGCUUCGGCAACCCCAACACGGAAGGUCGCGACUGCGCUGCCAUGUUCCGCGAGUCGCUCGACAAGUACAAGCUGCCCAUCAAGAUGGUCUCGAUCAUCAACGACACCACGGGUACGCUCAUUGCAUCCAACUAUGUCAACCAGGACACGAGGAUUGCAUGCAUCUUUGGUACGGGCUGUAACGCUGCCUACAUGGAGCACAUGAAGGAUAUCCCCAAGAUCAAGCACCUCGGCUUGCCAGAGGACGAGGAGAUGGCCAUCAACUGCGAGUACGGCGCCUUUGACUCGUUCAAGCACGAACACAUGGCCGAGAUCCGCACCAAAUACGACGAGCACAUUGACAUGCACUCGAACAAGCCGCACGAGCAGUCGUACGAAAAGAUGAUCGCCGGUCUGUACCUGGGCGAGCUGUUCCGACUCUGCAUCUGCGACCUCAUCGACGAGGGCGUGCUUUUCUUGGGACAGAACACCUACAAGCUCGAAAAGACCAACGCCUUUGACACGGCCUUCCUGUCGCUCAUGGAGCUGGACCCUACCGAGGAGCUGCUCACGGUGGUGGGACUGUUCACCCACUUUUUCGGCAUCGACACGACGAUCGAGGAGAGGCAAUUCUUCCGCAAGCUGGCCAAGCUGAUUGGUACGCGAUCGGCGCGACUGAGCUCGUGCGGUAUCGCUGCGUUGGUGACCAAGAUGGGCUACCUCGAGAAGGGCUGCGGUGUGGGUGCCGACGGAUCGCUCUACUCGAAGUACCCUGGGUUCGCCGACCGAUUGCACCAGGCGCUGGAGGACAUCUUUGGCGAAAAGGGACGCAACAUCAAGACCUACCAGGCCGAAGAUGGAUCGGGCGUGGGUUCGGCCAUCAUCGCUGCGAUGACCAAGGCGCGCAAGGAGGCGGGCAAGUACGUCGAGGUGUAA